Messenger RNA from Perognathus longimembris pacificus (Pacific pocket mouse), 576 nucleotides. Its product is annotated as UDP-glucuronosyltransferase 2B17-like. Gene Ontology annotation, molecular function: UDP-glycosyltransferase activity. Lineage: Eukaryota; Metazoa; Chordata; Mammalia; Rodentia; Heteromyidae. The record is from RefSeq and is a predicted model, not a curated record.
ACUACCUUAUUGGAGACAAUGAGUAAAGCAGACAUCUGGCUCUCCUGGGACUUGGAAUUCCCUCGAACUACUUUACCAAAUUUUGACUUUGUUGGAGGACUCCACUGCAAACCUGCAAAACCCUUGCCUAAGGAAAUGGAAGAUUUUGUGCAAAGCUCUGGGGACAAUGGUGUGGUGGUGUUUUCUUUGGGGUCAAUGGUUGUUAACCUAACAGAGGAGACCGCCAACGCAAUUGCAUCAGCCCUGGCAGAAAUACCACAAAAGAUUCUUUGGAGAUUUAAAGGGAAGAAACCAGACAGCUUAGGAAAGAAUACUCGGCUGUACAAGUGGCUUCCCCAGAAUGACCUCCUUGGUCAUCCCAAAACGAAAGCCUUCUUCACUCAUGAUGGAGCUAAUGGCAUCUACGAGACCAUCCAUCAUGGGAUUCCCAUGGUGGGCAUUCCUUUGUUUGGGGAACAACAUGAUAACAUUGCUCACAUGGUGGCCAAAGGAGCAGCUGUGCAAGUGGAUAUAAGAAAGCUAUCAAGUAAAGACUUGCUCAGAGCACUGGAGACGGUCAUUAACAAGCCUCUGUGA